AUGCAUACAAAAUCUGAAGACAAAGUGAAAAAAUCUCAGGAACUUCUGAACCAACUGAAGAACAAAAUUGAACAGAAACUUCCGGCAGAAAACAUCUUGGAUUACAAAGUUACAUGGAACAAAGAGAAAGGAAUUGAUCCAAACUCAGAAGAACACCGGAAAUAUCUUGUAAAGUUGUGUGACGAUUUCGUAUCGAAGAUGUGCUCAAUGAUUCAUACAGCUGUCCAGGCAAAGAAGAGAGCAGAUGGACCGCUCAUAGAAGAAAUAGUUCAACAUAUUCAGUUCUCUCAGGAUAAAUGUAGACAGUUUCACGGACGCGACGAUGUGUUUAAGCAAAUAAAGCGAUAUGUUCAGGGUAUGAGUAAUGAACCAAUGGUAUUAUACGGCCCGUCCGGUUGUGGCAAAACAUCCAUAAUGGCCAUGGCAGCAAAACAAUGUGCCGAAUGGACGAAUAACAAAGCUGCGGUUGUAUUCAGGUAG
Messenger RNA from Ruditapes philippinarum (Manila clam), 480 nucleotides. Its product is annotated as NACHT domain- and WD repeat-containing protein 1-like. Lineage: Eukaryota; Metazoa; Mollusca; Bivalvia; Venerida; Veneridae. The record is from RefSeq and is a predicted model, not a curated record. The transcript has 3 exons. The coding region runs from base 1 to 480 and encodes 159 amino acids.